AUGGACAAACUAAUGGAUGGAGAAUUGACUAACUUCUCUUACUUCAAAUCUUAUACAGGGUUCACCGACUACUACAAUUUCCUAAAAACAGAUAAUGAUGACGACAUGUCUAUUUUCACAGAUUUACUACAAAACGAUAAGUUAAGACAUAGUAUCCAUGUAGGGGGACUGCCAUUCAACUCCGGGGAAGAAGUACAAAUACACUUGGCAUUUGACAUACUUAAAUCGGUAGCACCAGACAUAACUGAGUUACUUUCACACUACCGCAUAUUGUUUUAUAAUGGGCAGCUAGACAUUAUUGUUGCAUAUCCGUUGACAGAAAAUUUCUUACGUAACCUAAACUUUUCUUCGGCUGAAGAGUACAAAAAAGCCACUAGAAAUGUGUGGAAAGUUGGAGAUGAUAUAGCUGGUUAUUGGAAGAAAGCUGGCAAUCUGACAGAAGUCUUGGUACGAAAUGCCGGACACAUGGUGCCCCAUGAUCAACCGAAGUGGGCCCUAAACCUCAUAACUCGCUUCAUCCAAGGCAAAUUUUGACUAUUUUACAUGGGUUUUGGUAAAGUUACAUAAAAUAUUAUA
Molecule: messenger RNA, 576 nt
Organism: Ostrinia furnacalis (Asian corn borer)
Lineage: Eukaryota; Metazoa; Arthropoda; Insecta; Lepidoptera; Crambidae
Product: vitellogenic carboxypeptidase-like
Exons: 1
Coding region: 1-534 (177 amino acids)
Biological process (GO): proteolysis
Molecular function (GO): serine-type carboxypeptidase activity
Source: RefSeq, a predicted model, not a curated record